Molecule: messenger RNA, 828 nt
Organism: Emiliania huxleyi CCMP1516
Lineage: Eukaryota; Haptophyta; Isochrysidales; Noelaerhabdaceae
Exons: 1
Source: RefSeq, a predicted model, not a curated record
AGCAGCCUCGUCUCCAUCGGCGUGGGCGCCUUCUACGGCUGCUCCUCGCUCGUCUCCAUCGACCUCCCUGCCACCCUCACCUCCAUCGGCGACGGCGCCUUCGGCAGCUGCUCCGCCCUCUCCUCCAUCACCUUCUCUGCCACCCUCACCUCCAUCGGCAACCGGGCCUUCGAAUGCUGCUCCUCUCUCGUCUACAUCGACCUCCCCGCCACCCUCACCACCAUCGGCGGCAACGCUUUCGCCCGCUGCUCCUCCCUCGCCCGCGUCAUUCUCCCCGCCGGCCUCACCUCCAUUGGCCACAACGCCUUCGACAGCUGCUCCGCCCUCACCUCCAUCCACCUCCCCGCCGCCCUCACCUCCAUCGGCAACGGCGCCUUCUCUGGCUGCACCUCUCUUGCCUACGUCGCCUUCCCCGCCAGCCUCACCUCCAUCGACAGCGCCUUCUGGAACUGCUCCUCCCUCGCCCGCGUCACCUUCCCCGCUGGCCUCACCUCCAUCGGCAGCCUCGCCUUCGCCCUCUGCUCCUCCCUCUCCCGCGUCACCGUGCCAGACACAGCCACGAUCGGCGACGAGGCUUUCGAAUCUGAGACCACCGUCCUCCGCCUCCCGCCCGCAACGAUGCGCUGGUACGAGGCGGUGGACGGGGCUCUGGCCUACAAGCGCUUCGCUCUCGAGCACAAGGCUGGCCUUCUUGGCUGGCUAGAGCGGGCCCAGAUCAGGCUCGGCUCUUACGGCCCGGACGGCGCGGCGCGCAAGCGCGACCGCGAGGAGUUUGAGGGCGACUUUGGGCACGGCGCUGCGGCGGGAUCGUGUGUGAGAGACUGUUGA